AUGUCGUUCGGCGGAGGGGCGUGGCUAUGCGCGGGUUCGGAGUUCGCGAAGCUGGAAAUGGUUGUUUUCAUCCACUCCGAAGAGCGGCGUUAUGAUAAUGAGCGUCGAGCAGGAUGGGACUAUGUUCCCUCCAACUGCAGCAGGGGGGUCGUACGAGUUCUUCGACCUUUUCCGAGAAGACAGGUUUUUGAAGCCGGCGGGAAUCGACGACGGAGAAGGGCAGACUCAGGAGAGCAUCAUGAAUGCACUUGGGUUACAGUCAUUGUUGAGUGA
Linum tenue is the source of this 273-nucleotide messenger RNA. The record is from the annotation of a GenBank genome assembly. NCBI's taxonomy places the organism in Eukaryota, Viridiplantae, Streptophyta, Magnoliopsida, Malpighiales, Linaceae.